AAAUCGCACAUACUGCCAAAUCAUACAAUCAAUCAAGUUUCUUCUACUUUCUACACAUAAAAAGAUCAGCUGUUGUUCAUGAGACAAAAAAAGAUUUCCUUUAAAAAGUUUAGGGACUCUUCUUAGGUUUCGGUUGAAGUUGACUGAGGUGCAUAAAAAAAACCCUGCAGAGACCAUACAACAUGCACCGUGUCUUUCAUUUCUUUCUAGUCUUCUCUCUGGGUCUCUGUUGCCUUCUGGGACUGGCCUCUACAUGUUUGGCACAGCUAAAGUCCAACACAUGCAAUACAUGGUGUUCAUAUUCAGUAUAACAAACAAAGACAGACUCAUCAACUUUGCUUUUUAUCACACUUGUAAUUGUUCUAAAAUCACUGAAAAUAAAAAUGUAAACUUGGUCAAACUCUGGUGCUUCUUGCCAGCUCAUAUGCAUCGUGACAGCACUAACAGCAGGUGUCAUUUUCAGGAUGUAAUUGAGUGAAUCCACCACUGUGUGACAGCAGAGCACAGGGCUCCGUGGGUCUCUGGCACCCAAAGGGGCUCUGACAGCCAAAUAUCAGCGCUGCUUCCCUCUCUGCUGACAGAAAGAUUCUGGAUGUUGUGAUGUUCAGCUAGUCCUUCUGCAACUAUCAUCUUGGUGGAUUCUCUUUUCCCUGUCAUCUUGGCUUCAAAGUGACACUCUUCUCAUCAGCGCACGACUCAUAUGCACGCUUCUGCAGGGCUGCGAUGGACAGUUGGAUCCCCGGGGCUUGUGACACUCAAAUCUUGGUGACAUGUCCUUGAGUGGCAACGCGAGCUGGUCUUCUGCAUCGUCGACGGCUCUUCCUCCGCCCUUCAACACCUCCGCCGCGACGCACUCCCUGCCACGGGAGGAGGGGGCGGCCCGUCACGAGCCCGUGCAGGAAUGGCUGGAGAAUAAGACCCAGCUCCUCUCAGACCUUGCUGUUUUCGGGCACGAUGAGCUGUGCCACAUGUCUCCCUUCCUCACGGUGUGCUUGGUCAUUUGGUACAGCGUCACGAUGGUGCUGGGGAUUGUCGGGAACAUCGGCCUUAUUUGCAUCAUCACCCGUCACAUAGAGAAAGUCAACGUCACCAGCAUUUUCAUCUGCAACCUGUCGUUCUCUGACAUCCUGGUGUGCGUCUUCUGCCUCCCUUUCACUGUCAUAUACACACUCAUGGAUCAUUGGGUGUUUGGGUCCCUGCUGUGCCGUCUGGUGCCGUUCAUCCAGUGUGUUUCUGUGACUGUGUCAGUGUUGUCUUUGGUUUUCAUUGCUCUAGAGAGACACCAGCUGAUAAUUAACCCCUCCGGAUGGAAGCCAAGCAUCCCUCAAGCCUAUAUUGUGAUAUUGUUUAUUUGGAUUCUUGCUGGACUCACCUCGUCGCCUUUCUUGGCCUUUCAGCUCCUCACAAACGAGCCCUACACCAACGUAGUCAAUCCCCCGUCUCCUCUGCAUCACCUGUCCUCUCCUGGGGCUCAUCUCAAUACGUCUCCACCUCCACCUGUUUCCUACACUUUCAAAAACUCAUCCACUCAACACACCGUCUUCUCUUACGUCGCGGCCUCUCCACACAUGGAGGCCUGUUUAGAGCACUGGCCGUCCCAGCAGCACAGGCUCGCGUACACCACAUGGCUCCUGCUGUUCCAGUACUGUGGUCCACUCUUGCUGGUGCUGCUUUGUUACGUCAGAGUUUUUGUGCGGUUACGCCACCGCAAAGACAUGCUGGACCGUGCCAGGACCCCGGAGAAUCAGCACAUGACCCACAGCCGCAGAAUCACCAUCAUGCUGGUCGCCCUUGUCACGGCCUUCGCUCUCUGCUGGCUGCCGCUCACCAUCUUCAACGUGGUGUCAGACUGGAACCAGGAGGCUCUGCCAGUCUGCCACCACAACCUACUGUUCUCCCUAUGCCACCUGCUGGCCAUGUCCUCCACCUGCAUCAACCCCAUCAUCUACGGCUUCCUCAACUCCAACUUCAAGCAGGAGGUGAGCGAGAUACUGCUCCACUGCCGCUGCCGACACCUAGAGGAGGAGUGUGAGAGGUUACCCAUGUCCACCGUGCACAUGGAAAUGUCUCGAACAUCUGUGCCUCUGAGCAGCAGGAGCAACUCUGUUUGACUCUGAUGUCACAACCUACGUGUGUACUAUGGUGUAGUUAUAGGACUAACAUGUGUUGUUCGUUCUGUAGAGACUUUAUAACCUAUUGUCAUUGUUUUGAGGUGAAGUGUGCAGUGAAAUUCUGUUUGACCUUUUACUUGAGUAGCUCUGAAUUAUAAAAAGAAACUUCCUAUAUGUUUAUAUCUGACUUUGUCAUGGACUGUAUCUUGUACUGAAAGGUAAAACAGAAAUGUAUUGUGAUGUGAGAUGUUUUUUCUAUAUGAAUGUUGUACUGCUGUUGUAUUUUUUUUUACAUUUAAUGAUCUUUAUUUAUGAAACACUUAUUGUUUAUUGUGUAAUCUUCUACAGUGAAUAUAUUGUGAUUCAUUUGAUUUACAGAGACAACAACAUUUCAGCAUCUUCGAUGAGUUUAAUAAAGAAAUGUAGAUAUAGCAUCAAAUGUGUUUCUACCAUCUGUCUAUGUAGCCUUUUUAGUCCAAAGGCUGUGUAUGACU
Messenger RNA from Labrus mixtus (cuckoo wrasse), 2605 nucleotides. Its product is annotated as neuropeptide Y receptor type 1-like. Gene Ontology annotation, biological process: G protein-coupled receptor signaling pathway. Gene Ontology annotation, molecular function: neuropeptide binding; neuropeptide Y receptor activity. The coding region runs from base 771 to 2111 and encodes 446 amino acids. The transcript is spliced from 2 exons. NCBI's taxonomy places the organism in Eukaryota, Metazoa, Chordata, Actinopteri, Labriformes, Labridae. The record is from RefSeq and is a predicted model, not a curated record. Gene Ontology annotation, cellular component: plasma membrane; neuron projection.